This is a messenger RNA of Helobdella robusta, 717 nucleotides long. RefSeq lists its product as hypothetical. The record is from RefSeq and is a predicted model, not a curated record. NCBI's taxonomy places the organism in Eukaryota, Metazoa, Annelida, Clitellata, Rhynchobdellida, Glossiphoniidae. The coding region runs from base 1 to 717 and encodes 238 amino acids. The transcript is spliced from 6 exons.
AUGGGCGUAUUACUGAACUCGGCUUAUCUACUAGACAUGUCUAUAAACCAACCGCACGUCUCAACGACAAUAAGAAAUUCAGAUGGUGGUGUGGACGUAAGACGAGACGACGAACGAACGUGUCGCGACGGACUCAAUGUAGGUCGUCGUAGUCAAUUGAACGGUUCACGAACAGAUUGGCAACAUGUCAAUUAUGUAGUCUGCACCGGCUUCCCGCUCUUCCAGAUUCUAUACAUCGUUCUACAAAAUCGUAUGAACAAAUUCUAUGUUAAUUCUGCAUAUCUUCUGAGGUCAGUUGCUGUUGCUCACUUCCCUGCCGUGUUGCGGCUUUCAAACUUUGCUGGUAAAGUGGAUAGGAAGGAUGAGAUGGAUGAAGUGGGUAAGAUGGAUGAGAUGGAAGAAGUGGGCAAACACGAAUGCAGUAACGUUACAUCAAACCGCUGGGCAAAUCAUAAUUUCUCUAAUGAUAACAACUUUUUUGCUAAUGCCAAACAGUGCAGAGUGUUGCAAUGCAACUUCAGACCUCUCUCUGAUGUUAUGUUGAGGUUCCCUCUUCUUUUUAUGCUACGCACUUCUAAUGAGAAACUUUUCUCUUCAGAAACCACCACAGAAAAAUUCAACGAAAAAUUGUUAUACAAAAAAAAAGUUAAUAAUCAUUUCAUAACUGCCGGCGAGCAGCUCAGUGGGGUUGAAGCCGCCCACGCUGUUGCUGAGUAG